Messenger RNA from Colletotrichum chrysophilum, 543 nucleotides. RefSeq lists its product as uncharacterized. Gene Ontology annotation, cellular component: extrinsic component of endosome membrane; early endosome; late endosome. The transcript has 2 exons. Gene Ontology annotation, biological process: endosome to lysosome transport; protein targeting to lysosome; early endosome to late endosome transport. The coding region runs from base 1 to 543 and encodes 180 amino acids. The record is from RefSeq and is a predicted model, not a curated record. Gene Ontology annotation, molecular function: phosphatidylinositol binding. Lineage: Eukaryota; Fungi; Ascomycota; Sordariomycetes; Glomerellales; Glomerellaceae.
AUGACAGCUGUCGCUACUCCUCGCGCACCCACGCCGCGCCCGAAAGCCCCCGCAACAGUCAGUUUCGCGAACGACAUCACCUCCUUUGCCCCGACACCCUCGACCCCCGCUACCGAACGUCUCCGUCCGCAGUUGCAGAGCAAUCCUUCCGCUCGCCGAUCAAUUCGCGCAGCCCCUGCCGACUUCCUCUCCGACAGGGCCACUGCCGCCUUCAUCCGUCGUGUCCUAUGUUCCCAACAGCUCUCCGAUAAGGAGAGAACCACUCCGCCCCCGAUCGAGGAGCUACUGCCGCCCCUGACAAGUCGAAACGACGUCGACCUUCAGCUUUACGCCCUGAUUGCUGUCAUUUUGAGGGAAUACGUACAGGCCUGGUACAGCAAGAUCACACCAGAUGAGGCCUUUGUCGACGAGAUUGUCCAGAUCAUAGCCCAUUGUACCAGAGCUCUGGAACAACGGCUACGGAAGGUCGAUCUAGAAAGCUUGCUCUUCGACGAGCUUCCCGACUUGCUGGACAAACAUAUCGUCGGCCUCCAACGGAGAUAG